AGUGGCACGGCGAGUGAGCGACGCCGCGGAGGAGGAGAAAGAAAACGCAGCGAACAAAACACACAAUGGCGACGGCGGCGACCACGGCAGGCGGGACGGGAACCGGUGGACCGGCCGGCGGCCCGGUCGGUGGCGGAGGAGCAGCGGUGGGACGUAAAAAGGACGGUGGCCCGUCCACGAAAUUCUGGGAAAGUUCAGAGACGAUAUCCCAACUGGAGACGGUGCGACUGUGGAUCGGAAAGCACUACAAGAAGUAUGUCCAGAAUGACUCCCCCUCCAGUAAAAGCUUGGCGGGCCUGGUCGUCCAGUUGCUUCAGUUCCAGGAGGACGCAUUUGGACGCAGGGUCAACAAUCCUGCUCUUACCAAACUACCUGCCAAGUGUUUCCACGAUUUCAAAGCAGGAGGUUCUCUCUGUCACAUCUUGGGGUCGGUCUACAAAUUUAAGAGUGAACAGGGCUGGCGGAGAUUUGACCUGCAGAAUCCUUCCAGGAUGGACAGGAAUGUGGAAAUGUUCUUAAAUGUUGAGAAGAACUUGGUCCAGAAUAACUGCCUGACUCGACCCACCGUCUUCCUGUCACCGGACAUCGAGCAGAAACAGGCCAGUAAACUCAAAGACAUCAUCAAAAGGCACCAGGGCUCCAUGACUGAUGAUAAAUCAAAAGCCACCCACCACAUUUACCCGUCACCAUCCCAACAAGAAGAGGAGGAGUGGCUUCGUCCUGUAAUGAGGAAAGACAAGCAGGUGCUGGUGCACUGGGGUCUUUACCCAGACAGCUAUGACACCUGGGUAUCAGCCAGUGAGGUGGAUGGCGACAUAGAGGAUCCACCCAGCAACGACAGACCCUGGAAGGUCCAUGCCAAGUGGGUUUUAGACACGGAUGCCUUCAAUGAGUGGAUGAAUGAAGAAGACUACGAGGUCGAUGAAAACAAGAAACUAGUCAACUUCCGUCAGAGGAUCUUCCCCAAAGAGGAGGAGUCUUCCCGUACACCCGAUCGUAAGGAGCGCAAAGCCAACUCCGCCGGCAAGAAGAGGAGACGCUCGCCCUCGCCGCCCAGUACUCCUGUCGAGUCUCGCAAGAAGGGAGGAAAGAAAGGGAACCCCGGGUCUCACUGGAAGCGACGGGGCCACAGAGGAGAAGAGGAGGACACGGAGGAGGACAUAACCAAGGACAUGGACGACUCAUCAGCCGGUGCCAGCAUGGAGGAGGGAAGCGUGCCCAAAAACGCAGGUUCAAAGAAGGACAUUGAAAACACUCCAGUAAAAGGAGGGAAUGUGGCGGACCUGGAUGACAUGGAGGAUGACUCUGUGCUGUCUGGUGGAAAGGAUGACGACGACCAGGGCAAGGCGGAUAUCAACCGACUGAUGGACACUAGCGAGGACAACGUUACUGAACAGACUCAUCACAUCAUCAUCCCCAGCUACUCUUCUUGGUUUGACUACAACUGCAUCCACGAGAUUGAGAGAAGAGCCUUGCCUGAGUUCUUCAAUGGAAAGAACAAGUCCAAAACCCCAGAGAUAUACUUGGCCUACCGUAACUUCAUGAUCGACACGUAUCGGCUGAACCCUCAGGAGUAUCUCACCUCCACCUCCUGCCGCAGGAACUUGACCGGGGAUGUGUGCGCCAUCAUGAGGGUUCAUGCCUUCUUGGAGCAGUGGGGUUUGGUAAAUUACCAGGUGGACUCUGAGAGUCGCCCACUGCCCAUGGGCCCCCCACCAACACCCCACUUUACUGUGCUGGCUGAUACACCCUCUGGCCUUGUGCCCUUGAACCACAGACCCCCACCAAUUCCUCCUCCACAGCAGAUGCCCAACUUUGCAGACAAAAUCAAAGACAAAGCCAUCGACUUACAGAACUUUGGACUUCGCUCUGACCUUUACAAGAAAAUCCCUAAGGGUAAAAGUAUCAACUCCACCAGGGACUGGACUGAGCAGGAGACUCUGCUGCUGCUAGAGGCCCUGGAGAUGUUCAAAGAUGACUGGAACAAAGUGUCGGAGCAUGUUGGUUCACGCACCCAGGACGAGUGUAUUCUGCACUUCCUGCGGCUGCCCAUCGAGGAUCCAUACCUGGAGAACAGUGAGGCCACCCUGGGCCCCCUGGCCUACCAGCCCAUACCUUUCAGCCAGUCUGGAAACCCUGUCAUGAGCACAGUAGCCUUCCUGGCCUCUGUGGUUGACCCCAGAGUGGCAUCUGCUGCUGCCAGGGCAGCCUUAGAGGAGUUCUCCCGUGUGCGUGAGGAGGUUCCGGCUGAGCUGGUGGAGGCUCAUGUGAAGAAGGUGCAGGAGGCUGCCAGGAGCACAGGGAAGGUCGACCCCUCCUUCGGCCUGGAGAGCAGUGGCAUCGCCGGCACUGCCCCUGAUGAGCCCGAAAAGACUGAAUCAACAGAACCAGAAAAAAUUGAAACUGACACCGACUCCCAACAAGCCGAUAAGGCGGAGUUGAAGGAGGAGGCAGAGAAGCCCAGUGAGUCUGCAGAAAAGAACGACAAGACAGAAGCCGUAGACAAGGUGAAGAAGGAGGGAGGUGAGACGUCGGAGCGUGAGGAGGAGCCAGAGGAAGGAGGGGAGGCCAAGACCGCACCAGCAGACAAAGACGAGGAGGCUAUGGAGACAUCGUCCUCAGAGCAGGAGAAGGACAAGGAGGACAAGGCGGCUACAGAUGAGGUAGAGGAGAAGAGGAAGAAGCUGGAGCAUGACAUCGGAGAAGGAAACAUCGCUACAGCGGCCGCAGCUGCGCUGGCAUCUGCUGCCACCAAGGCCAAGCACUUGGCAGCAGUAGAGGAGAGGAAGAUCAAGUCCCUGGUGGCUCUGCUGGUGGAGACCCAGAUGAAGAAGCUGGAGAUCAAACUGAGGCACUUCGAGGAACUGGAAACCAUCAUGGACCGAGAAAAAGAGGCUCUGGAGCUUCAGCGGCAGCAGCUGCUCACCGAGCGUCAGGCGUUCCACAUGGAGCAGCUCAAAUAUGCGGAGAUGAAGGCAAGGCAGCAGAUGGAGCAGCAGGCAGCUGCUGCUGCUGCCGCCGCUGCGGCAGCCCAGGCCCAAGGACAGGGACAGGGACACGCCCCUGGAUCUGGACCACACUCCGGACCCCCACAACCAGGCAUGCAUCCUGGAGGACCGCCACCACACCACGGAGGACCUCCACCACAUCAUGGAGCACCUCCACCCCACCACGGAGGGCCGCCACCUGGGGCUGCCAUGCACCCCGGCUUCCCCACGAUUGGUCACCACCCCAUGGCCCCCCACCACCCAGGACAGACAGGACCGAUGGGACCGAGCCAGCCGGUUCCGGGACGUAUGCUGUCUGGCCCCCCCUCUGCAGGCCCACCUCCCGGCGGCAUGCCACCUAUGAUGCCCCCACGCCACCCUGGAGCUCCCAACGGCAUGUACCCUGGACCAGCACCUCCACAGCCUGAAGGGAUUCCUCCCGUCCCUGUGGGUCCUCCAGCGCCCCCAAGUGCACGAGUGGCUGACAACUAAGACCAUCACCCAUACUAACACAAACACACACAUGCGCACACACACUUAAACAAAAGCACACACAUGAAACUAACUUAAUCUCUAAAUUGCAGAUCAGUUUUGAUGACCUUUGCUACUGGCUCUAAUUUUAUUCCUCGGCACUGAAAUCCCUCAUAAAUCACAGGAUACGCUCACACACACACACACACACACACACUCAGGGUUCAGUGGCAAGGGUAACCCAAUUUUUCACACACACCCAGACUUCCUCUCAGGGCACAGAGGCAAGGCUCAUGUAGUAAUAAACACUGUUUCCUGCUCUGUUGGGCCAAAUGGAGGCUGGAGAAAAAUGACUCUGUACAGAAACAAAACCAGGAGGUAGAACAGAUAAAAACCCGAGUCUUGUCUCUACUUUCUUCUCUUUCAAUGCUGUUUAAAUUGACACUGUAACCCCAUCCCGUCUCUUAAAACACACACACACGCGCGCUACUCUCUCCUCUUGUCUGGUGCCUCUUUCUCUACGCUGAUCACUAGGGGGAGUUAAUAAGACUAGACGGCCUGUCAGACAUGCAGCGUUGGCACACUCACUCACACACACACACACACACACAGCUGAUCCAGACAAUAGUAUGAAUUUAACACACACUUAAAGGGGGACCCAGCCUGGCCUCACUCUUAUCCGGUCGAGUAUCUACCUCUCGCUCCUCUUUAAACGAUACACUGUAGUUCUGUGUGUGUGUGUUCAAGGUUAGAAGAUUGUGUGUGUGUGUGUGUGUGAUGGCGGGUUCACUCGUCUGCCUUCUCUCACCACAGUUUGACCUACAGAAAUGUGAGCCUUUUGGACCCCCCCAAAUGUAGUCGUUCCCACUCCAUUUCGUGCUACACUUCAACUCGGUUGCAGUCUUUGGAGUCGAGCAGGAGACGCGAUCACUGCUUUCGUUUCUUUGAUGCGUUUUCCUGUUUUUAAUUGAAGCACAACAUUGGCUUUGUUCUCACUGUCUACACACUUAGAAACAGUCACACUGUGUUUUUAAAUAGUCUUUGGAUAAGUGUUAUUAAUCAGUCAUUUCUUGUGUUAGUGCGGCUUAUUUGUAGUCAUUUAAAGGUCCAGUGUGUAACAAUAAGGAGGCGAGGGGUUAUUGGCAAAAAAAGUGACCCUACGACCCAUAAGUGUUGAUAUUCAAGUGGAUAAAUAUGUUUGUCUUCUUAGAAUAGGCCGUUUAUGUCGAGGCACAGGCCUUGCUUUAUGGACGGACCACUGAGUCAUCCAGAGCGUCCAGUGUGCUUACUAAAGCAGAAGCGAACAGCAUGUUUUCUGGCUUUAUCGUAGCUUUCUGAGGUGUUUGGAUAAGGGGCAGCAUGUGUGUGGCUACUCAGUCCGUACUGGAAACCCAAUUUGUUCUACGCAUGUGCAAAUUGCAGCUACUUCCUCUCACGGAGGUUAUAGUUGGGAGUUUUUUGGUUUCCGCUGUGGAUCAGGUAGCGACAGUAGGAGUCCUCCAUUUGCUAGUCUUCAGUUUUACCAGUAGGUGGUGCUAUUUCUUACACACUGGACCUUUUAUAAGGGACAAUUCUAAAGUCUCUUGAUGUGAUUAACUCCCAUCGCACUGUAGGAUUGGUUAAAGCUUCAACAAAGGGAGGACGGGCGUUUAGACGCACCAUCAUUCACACCUUCUUUCACACCAUCCGCAAUCCUAACUCACACACACACGGAAACGUAAGCUAAACUGAGGCUCACACUGGAGGCUGCGUGCAGACCCUGCCACAAAGCACUGGACAGCCAGCCACACACACACAUACACAAGAUCUAAUCUCCUGCUGACCCUCACUCAGCCUUUACAGAGAGGGAGACGCUGUGAAGCGACUGAAACAUCACACCAACCGUGAACGAUGCUCUUCCUCAGCGCGGUGGGCCUGUCGUGGGUUAUAGGUGCUGAUACUGUAGCAGAUAAACUCCCAACUCUCCCCCCCCCCAUUUCCUAAUGCCUAGUGCUGCCUACCUCGCUAACCCUAAACCCCCCCCCCCCCCCCAGCAUUGACACAUUAGCUUUUUUUUAGCCACUAUCCACAGUCAAACUUUAGCAAUAUUCCCAUUGAACCUGUGUAUGGUCUGAAAAAUACUGAGCUACUACCACUGAGAAGCUCUCGUGAUUUUGACUGUUGUGUCCCAAUAAGUUGUCGUAAAAACUAGGGGAACAACCACUAAACGUUUUAUUGCUUUACAGAAAUUAGUGUUCUACUCAAACCAUUCAUCUGUUAAAUAAUUCUUAGGACAAAUGCCAAUAAGCCUCUUGGACUUUUGCAUAAGAUUUGUUGUGUUUGACCAAAUGAGAUACUUGAACACAUCAUCUUGUGGCCUGUGGAUGUCAUUCAUGGUCAUUUUUCCACUCUUCUUUUAGUUGACCAAAUAAUGGUCUCGCUUGCUACCGUUCUAGUAUCAUUUACAAACUGGAGAAAUGUGGCAAAUCCAACACAUACAUGCUGUUUUAUUCUUGUCGAUUUGAAUAAUCAUUGAUGUGUGUGUAUAUACAUAUAUAUAUGUUCUGUCAAUCAGUUCACGAGAUUGACGGCUAAUUGUAGACACAAAAAAUCGGAGCUUUCACUUUUAACCACACAGUUUUUCCGUGUACAUUUUCUGAAAGCAACUGCUGAGGAAGACUGGGUGAUGGAGUUGAAAGCUUGACAAGGCUCGGCGAACUAUUUAAGGACUUUAAACAUUAACGAUUAACUUAGCGUAUAUUUAGCCAUUUUGUUCAGCUUUUUUUUUUCUCCUCCUGAUAAUUGAAGUUGUGUGAGGUUUUUUGCGUGUUGUACGACUCUGGUUGACACACAGGUUUAUUUAUAAUAAAAGCUCAAAUGAGGUCAAUUUAUUUUCAAGUUUGAAACCACUCCCCCCCCCCCCAACCCCCUUCCUCGCUGGCACUGUUAGUAUCUCUGCUACCUCUUCGUCGUUCACCCGCUAGCUACCUCUUCUAGAAAUCUUCCUCUCGCUCUGUGCUACCUCUCUGCGCAUCCUUUCGCUACCUCUCGUUCUUCUCUCUUUAUUUCUUCUUCUUCCAUCUUUUCUUUUCCCGCCCACAUGACUGCUGCAUCAGUGGCUGUUGCCCUCUUUCUUCCCACUGUCCUGUCGGAAGGAGACGGAAACACACAACACCCGUUCACCGCGCCCUCCUUUCUCAUUCGGCAUCUUCACAGGCUUACUUUAUGUAAUAUCACUUAAAUAUGACGGGAAUCCCCUUACAUAUAUUAUCUUUAAUCAAUACCCUUUUGGUUUUUUUUGUCAAUGGUAAUGUAUUUUUAAGGAGAAGUUUUGUGUAGAUGGAAGUUAUCUGUUCUUUGGAAGUUUGUAGCAUUUGUUUUUCCCUUUUUUUUUAUUUUGUAUGGGGUCUGUUGAUACUUGGACCUAGACACUGUCGAAUAAACUGUGUUUUGUAUGAA
Messenger RNA from Solea solea (common sole), 6896 nucleotides. It is a transcript of the gene smarcc1a, whose product is annotated as SWI/SNF related, matrix associated, actin dependent regulator of chromatin, subfamily c, member 1a. Bases 66 to 3479 code for a protein of 1137 amino acids. Gene Ontology annotation, cellular component: npBAF complex; nBAF complex; SWI/SNF complex. The record is from RefSeq and is a predicted model, not a curated record. Gene Ontology annotation, molecular function: nucleosomal DNA binding; histone binding. NCBI's taxonomy places the organism in Eukaryota, Metazoa, Chordata, Actinopteri, Pleuronectiformes, Soleidae. The transcript is spliced from 28 exons. Gene Ontology annotation, biological process: positive regulation of DNA-templated transcription.